AUGGCAGACGACGUCACGACGCUAGCCCAAUUCAGCUUAGACGGGUCACGUGAAAAGCGCAGCCUCAACGACGCCCUCUAUCUACGCCAUCUUGUCACUUAUAAUGUGGAAUAUGACACCAUUUUUCACGUUUCUCUAUCUUCACGGGAUGGUGCAGCCUUCCCACUUUGCUUUGAUUUAUGCAACGAGACCAACUUUAUGGUAAUGUUGACAGGAGAUCUCUUUUUAGGGAUCUUGCAGAUUUUUCCAUUGUACGGCCAAAACUCAACCAUCAAAAUCGCUCAUCAAUAUAUUCAAGACAGCGAUUUUGCCUACAUCAAGUCAAGAACUGAAAACCACACACCCCAAAAUUCCCUAAGUCAGCGAACUUAUUGCUGUCGCCAGAAGCGGAAGAUCGAGCGGUUCGGCGCUGAUAACUUGUACCAUAAGGACGGUCCCUACUAUCCCUAUCCCGUUAAGCGAUGCGGAGGCUCUCAAUCCUCAGCAGUGGUUGCUGGUGGAGAUAGUUUAAGAAGCCUUUCUGACUCGAACAUCACUGUCUAUGUUGGCGUCAUGUGCAACGAGUUCGUGCAUAGUAGGCGAAUCUGCUUCCCUUUGGCUACCCAUCCUAUUGCGAUUGCCGAGAUGGAGGAUGGAUCUGGGAACCUUCCAAAUCCCCUGAAAGAGGAGGACUCGCCCCACCUUCGGCUACUUGAGGCAAGGUGCAUCGAGCUCCUUGAGAAAAGAAUCGCUGAUCUGGAAGCAAUUGUGACGAAAUCGGACAAGGCCGUACGGUAUUACUGUGAUACUUGCACUAAACAUGUCCGCUCAUAUUCCCAGGAAUCUAAGCUCUCAAAUCAGGGCUUGACGUCGAACGAAAGGCUGUGUUUCAAUCGAAUACCUGUUUACUUCAAGUUUGAAGAUUUUCAGGGUUCGCGGAUGACCAAUGCUCUACAAUUCAUCCGCUUCGCUAUCAUUUCAUGGAUGAAGACACAGAGUCGAAGGGAAACUUUGAUUUUUGUAUUCGAGAUGUUGGUGCGCAAAUAUCUAGCUAUGAAGGUACCUCAAUAUCUCAUGGCAGUGGCUUCUAGAGACUUAAAAAUAGCCAUAACCAAGCAAGUGUUCCAUACCUUCCGCCGCUCGUUUCGGAAAUUGCAAGAAGGCGGAAUGUUCCAUCCAAACAAGGAGAGCGUAGACAGGUUGGUGGAGCCUCACAUUAAUCUAUAUCAAUGUAGUUUUGGCCUUGCUGACCUUAAUUUGCUUCAGAUUACCGGCCGUGUAGUCGAUUUUGACUCGUAUAUUCAACACGCACCAAAUACGGGAAUACGUGCUCCAAUGGGCGAUGCUCUGUUCUCAGCACGUUAUGACGAGUGUCGCUGUGGAACCUGCACACACAAUACAGCGCUAAAUCGUAAUCAACGACGAGAUUUCGAUGACUAUUCCCGUAGCAAAUCUUUCACCGACGAGCAAUACCUCUUUUGUCCUCUAUGUGUCUUAGGAUAUCACAUUGAUACCCAAACUUGGAUUGAGCUAGAAGUGGAUCAGGUUGUUAAUAUUUCCCAGCCCGGCCUUGUUCAGAGUCACACAAGCGGGACGGGGAAGCAACCGAUGAUGGAAGACAUCGUCUCGGGAAAAGGGAAAGGCCUGGUCAUUCUCCUCCAUGGUCCUCCCAGAGUGGGCAAGACAUCGACCGCUGAAAGCGUUGCUCCAACGUCGAACAACCUUGAGUCCCUCUUCAAGCUUGCUGCACGGUGGCGUGCUGUUCUCUUACUCGAGGAAGACAUCUGCUUCCGCGAGUCACGCAGCUCGCACACAUCCGACCUGACCCACAACGCGCUCGUCUCUCGGUAUCUUGAUCCUAACCACGAACCGCAUCAACCAAUUCGACAUCGCCGUCUAAUAUCGCAAGAAGAAAAUCUUCCAGAAGUUCACAGACGAAUAAUCUUGAAUUGGUUCCGAGACGACCCGUAUGCACCAGAGUGGUUUGAAAGCUUGAAUGGGAGGCAGUUGAGAAAUGUGCUGUCUUCUGCUGCGAGUUUGGCACUUAAGGAUGGUGAGGAUUUGAGGUUGGAUCAUAUUAAGACUAUGGCGAAGAUUACGGUGAAGUUCCAGGAGAGCUUGAGAGUCGUGGCGCAGAAUGCAAGGAUUAAGUCUGAGGCGGGGCUGUAUGGGAAUUGGGUCGGUGAUUUCACUGGAUACGUUGUAUGUUGUCAUUGCUGCCAAAGUCUUGUCCAUUUAAUUCUUGCUCACCAUACCUCCCUUUAUCCCUCAAAGGAAUCUUUCUUGGGGAAUGUUUUAGGCCUUUGUCCUCUCUUCAUACUAAGAGCAAUUAAAUGCUUGGGCAUCGUAGACUGGAGUAGUAGUAGUCGCAGGAGGUUCAGUUAUCUCCGCAAACGCGCUAAGCCAAACACGGCAUCAGUACCUACUGAAAGAACAAGUGCUCCUGCAUACAUUCAUACGCGAUUUUCGAGCUCAAUCAGAUUGAAAUGUUCCUCCCUUCGCCCUUCCCAUAUUCGCCCCUCUUUUCUCCAUAACCCCUGGCUCCUACAGCCUUCAUGCCCUCUAGCUCACUUGGGAGAGCGCCAGGCAAGUUCCAUCAAAGGCACAUUUUACCACAUGUACUUUGGUCAUUAA
Molecule: messenger RNA, 2613 nt
Organism: Lindgomyces ingoldianus
Lineage: Eukaryota; Fungi; Ascomycota; Dothideomycetes; Pleosporales; Lindgomycetaceae
Exons: 21
Coding region: 1-2613 (870 amino acids)
Source: RefSeq, a predicted model, not a curated record